CGGAGGGGCGGGGCGGUGCAGUGACAGGAGGAGGAAGCCGCUACGUCCGGGCUGUGUAUGGGGGCUCAGGGCUCCGAGUCCGGGCUACACGCCGGACAAUCUCCCGGCACCAUGAGCAACCAACCGGCCCCUCCGCACAGCUCAGACCCGGCCAUCUAGUCCGUCCUGCUCCUCCUCCCAUCAGCCCGAGGAUGAGCACACCGACCCCGGACUGAGCCCAGCUAUGGAAGGAGUUCUCUACAAAUGGACCAAUUACAUCACAGGUUGGCAGCCUCGCUGGUUUGUUUUAGACAAUGGUAUUCUUUCAUACUAUGAUUCCCAAGAUGAUGUCUGUAAAGGCAGCAAAGGAAGUAUUAAAAUGGCUGUCUGUGAAAUUAAAGUUCACUCAACAGACAACUCCAGGAUGGAGCUCAUCAUCCCUGGAGAACAACACUUCUAUGUCAAGGCUGUAAAUGCUGCAGAAAGGCAGAGGUGGUUAGUAGCUUUGGGGAGCUCUAAGGCCUGCCUGGCUGAUAACAGGACCAGGAAAGAGAAAGAAAUCAGUGAAACCAAUGAUUCUCUGAAAACCAAAAUGUCAGAGCUGCGGCUGUAUUGUGACCUGCUCAUGCAGCAGGUACACACCAUCCAGGAGUUUGUUAGUCAAGAUGAGAAUCGGCCAUCGCCCAGUGCUGAGAACAUGAAUGAAGCAUCUUCAUUGCUCAGCGCAACCUGCAACACCUUUAUCAACACACUUGAAGAAUGUGUCAAGAUUGCAAAUGCCAAAUUCAAACCAGAAAUGUACCAGCUUCCUCCUCACGAGUCCUUGGUGUCUGCCGUGUCUCCUUCUCCUAUACAAAUGAUGAAGCGAUCCAUGAGUCACCCAGGCACCUACACUUUAGAUAGGAAUACCUAUUCUCUAAAGGAGCAUAUAUCAAUUCAUCGGGCAUCUCACAGGAGGCGAAGUGCUUACUCUGAUACAGAAGCAGCCAGUGAUGGUCCUGUAGAAGAUUCUGAUAGGUUCGUUCACUACCCCAGAGUUGGAAUCAAUGGUGAUUUGCCUCCUGCAUGCAGUCUGGCAGAAAACAAGAUUAGAGCAAAGCAGCCUUCUGAAACGGAGGAUUCCUCUGCAUCUUUCUCUUCCUGAGCCCAAGAUGACUUUUUAGGUAAUCAUAGACUUUGUAAACAUCUUGCUAUGCAAAGGCUGCCGGCAUCAGACUCUUGUGAUAUAGAAACUUUCGUUGGACAUUUUUAGAUGGAUUUCUCUGCACUUUAUAUAACAAUGUCUGAGUAAACUUUGAAGUGAGUUUUAUCUUUGUACAGUUUAUUUGCAAAAGUAUUUUCCUACUAACCUUUGCAGUCUGAAUGUGUAUUGUCCUUCAGUCAGCUGCACUACACACCAAACACAGAAUAUGCAUUUUUUUUUUUUAAAUACAUUUGCAAAAGGUUAGCAGUUUAAAGCGAACCUAUCAGCUGCCUCUAUUAUCUUUAAUACCUCUGUUCUACCCCUUGAUGCCGGAAUACCGUCACUUACUAGGGUCUUGAUGUCCACAAUAUCUGGGCUUGGUGCCGCCCUCAGAAGCUAAGCUCCACCUACCUACUGUCCCAUGACCUUGAGAGAGUUCUCUUACUGAAUAUUGAUUAUAGUGUUAUGCUUUGCUGUAGGGUUGGGGUGUAGCCCAGAUUUUUUUUUUUAUAGAACUUUAUUUAAAGAAAUAUUUUUAAAUUUUACAAAGAAGAAUAAAAUAAUGAACAAAGAAAAAUCCAGAAAGGUAUACCAUGAGUACUAGAAAUCGCUGCAACAUAAAAUUGUACAGAUGACAAACCUAGUAAAAAGAGUAGUGAGUACACUGCUUCUCAUAUAAUGAAAAUGGCAACUGGGAUGACCCACUCGGAAGCCACUGUGUGGAUCCCAAAGCGGGCCAGCCCAUACAAGAACAUGGAGUACUAGGACAUCCAAAAACUCUGUAAUGCAUGAUAUUGAUACAAUGCAGUACAGUGUUGGGAUAAGGUAAUCCAGGACAAAGAAGCCAAACUGCGCCCCCCUCCUUCAUUAUGUGCAAGCUUAGGUUGAUGUUACACCCAGCAGUCAUCCACUUGUCAAAAUGCCUUUAUGAUUCAGAAUGAGCUCACUGGUGCCCCAUUCAUACAGUAAACUGCUGCGACCAGGGCAACCUUCCCUCCUGCCCACCACUUCUCCCAGCCCUGAUGCAGUAACAUGGUACAUAAAAAAAAAAAAAA
This is a messenger RNA of Rana temporaria (common frog), 2217 nucleotides long. It is a transcript of the gene PLEKHA3, whose product is annotated as pleckstrin homology domain containing A3. Lineage: Eukaryota; Metazoa; Chordata; Amphibia; Anura; Ranidae. The coding region runs from base 224 to 1123 and encodes 299 amino acids. Gene Ontology annotation, biological process: endosome organization; retrograde transport, endosome to Golgi; receptor recycling. The transcript has 8 exons. The record is from RefSeq and is a predicted model, not a curated record. Gene Ontology annotation, cellular component: recycling endosome; early endosome; trans-Golgi network.